UUUAUGUUCAAUGUUGGUACAAGUGGUAUCUUUGUGUUCAUUUUAAAUUUUCGUUCAAAAACAGUAUGGAUAAUUUAUUAAAAGUUGUAAUUAAAUGGAGCGGAAAAGAAUACGAAUUGGAACUAAGGGAGGAUGAAACUGUUGGCGACUUGAAGGACAUAAUUCAUAAAAAAACUGGAGUCCGUCCCGAACGUCAAAAACUUCUUAACCUCAAAUUUAAGGGGAAAGCCCCCGAUAACGAAUGCCGAUUAUGUAUGCUGAAACUAAAACCCGGUUUCAAAAUCAUGAUGAUGGGAUCUUUGGAAGAGGACAUUGCCCAAGUAAACACGACACCUGACGAUAUUCCUGAAGUUAUAAAUGAUCUCGAUAUUGAAGAAGAGGAAAUCGCGAUCGAAAACCGCGAAGAGUAUCUCGCAAAAAUUGAUAAACGAAUUAAAGACUACGAAAUUAAAAUGUUAAAUCAACCGCGAGACGGUAAAAACCUUUUAGUAUUGGAUAUCGAUUACACGCUCUUCGAUCACAGAUCGGUCGCUGAGACCGGUGCAGAGCUAAUGCGGCCGUACUUACACGAAUUUCUAACGGCUGCUUACGAAGAUUACGACAUUGUGAUCUGGUCGGCGACAGGAAUGAAGUGGAUCGAUGAGAAAAUGAAGUUAUUAGGCGUUACCAACAAUCCCAAUUAUAAAAUAAUGUUUCAUUUGGAUUCGUUGGCAAUGAUCUCGGUGCAUACACCCAAAUAUGGAGUAAUUGAGGUCAAACCCUUAGGUGUCAUUUGGGGCAAGUUUAAGCAAUACUCGAAUAAAAAUACGAUAAUGUUCGAUGAUAUACGAAGAAAUUUUAUAAUGAAUCCCAAGAAUGGUUUACGUAUACGUCCAUUUCGUCAGGCUCACCUUAAUCGAUCUAAAGAUAAGGAAUUGUUACAUUUAACGAAAUAUUUAAAAUAUUUAGCUAAGAAUUGUAACGAUUUUUCUGCUUUAAAUCAUAGACAUUGGGAAGGCAAGUGCUUGUAGUACUGCAGUGCUUUAUAUUUCACAGUGCUUUGUAUAAUAAACACCUUUUUGUAUUA
This is a messenger RNA of Photinus pyralis (common eastern firefly), 1066 nucleotides long. RefSeq names its product ubiquitin-like domain-containing CTD phosphatase 1 (gene Ublcp1). The transcript is spliced from 3 exons. Lineage: Eukaryota; Metazoa; Arthropoda; Insecta; Coleoptera; Lampyridae. Bases 66 to 1010 code for a protein of 314 amino acids. The record is from RefSeq and is a predicted model, not a curated record. Gene Ontology annotation, cellular component: nucleus. Gene Ontology annotation, biological process: protein dephosphorylation. Gene Ontology annotation, molecular function: protein serine/threonine phosphatase activity; protein binding.